UCUCUAGGAGACGCCAAGCGAUUGUUUUCCUCGCUUUUCCAAUCUGUGCGCACUUUGCAAGUGAAUUUCCGCGUUUUUACCGCCGCCCGGAUCGAGUUACUCCAAUUGUCGCCAUGGCCGAAAAACUGGUGGCGCGCGAGGCGCUGCUGACCGAGAAGAGGGUCUGCCGCUUCUGCCUAACGGAGCAGAAGCUGGCCUCGAUUUUCGAGGAAAAUCCCCGGGUGAAAACAACCGCCAAUCUGCCGCUGCAGAUCAUGGCCAUUACGGCGAUCGAGGUCUACGCCGGCGACGGAAUGCCAGAGCACAUCUGUCUGGAGUGCCGCCUUCUCUUCGAGCACUGCUACCGCUUCAAGCAGAUGUGCAAGCGGGCGGAGACCCUCCUGCGGCAAUAUCCCCUCACCGGUAACUGGCCCUCGCCGCUGGAGAAGCCCCGUGCGCCCAUGACGACGGUGGCGCCCAAGAAGUUGCCGAUCUUGCCAACAAUGGCAGACUCAAACGAAACGCCCAAAAAGCUGCUAAACACAAUGGCCAAGUCCAAUCAGUUGCUCGUCGAGAACGUCCAGGUGUUGGAGACCACAAUGAUACCCCACAAGUUGGGAUCAGGUUCCUCUCCAAUACCACGUCGUUCCCAUGCCUAUGAGCUGAAGGUGGAGAACAACCAGGAGCUCUCCAUGGACGAUGUGCAGAGCAUGCUGGAGGACAUGGCUAGUGAACUAGAGAAGGAAUUUACCGAAGUCCCUCCGAAGGCGUCACCUGCCAAGCCAAAGGUGCUGAACAAGUCUUCGAUUAGGAUCUUGAACAAGGGACCCGCUGCUCCGGUGGAACCGCGCUUGGCCACUCCCAAAGUCAAGCGAGAUGACAGUGGUAAUGUGGCCAUUGUGACCGAGGUUCUCGACUCGGAACUCCCAUUGGAUGAUCAGGACGAUCCGACAAAGAACGCCGAGAAGGUUGCCACCGACGUGUUCCCGUGUCCCGAUUGCGAACGCUCCUUUCCGCUGCAGCAGCUGCUCGAGAUCCAUCGGCUCAAUCACACUCGCUCGCGCAGCUUCCAGUGCCCUCAGUGCGAGAAGAGCUUCUUCUCCAAGUACGACCUGGCCAAGCACAAUUUCGUGCACACCGGCGAGCGGCCUUUUAAGUGCGCCAUUUGCUCGAAAGCCUUCACCCGGAAGGCAUUGCUGCACCGCCAUGAGCGCACCCACACGGACGUACCCAAGUUCAUCUGCGUGUACUGCGAGAAGCCCUUCCUUUCGCGACAGGAGAUGGAGAAGCACGCCGAGCGGCAUCAGAAGAAGCGUCCAUUCCAAUGCGGCGUCUGUACCAAGUCAUUUGCCUUCAAGCAGGGAUUGGAGCGUCAUGAGGUUGUCCACUCCACCAAUCUGCCCUUCCCCUGUCAGCACUGCGAGCGAAGCUUUUCCACCGCCUCCAAGCUGGCACGCCACCUGGUUGCCCACGCCGGGAAGAGAGCUUACCCCUGCAAGUACUGCCACAAGUCCUACAUGCUGUCCCACCAUCUCUCGCGUCACCUGCGCAUGCAUACGCAGACAUCGGACGCCUCGUUCGUGUGCAGCGAGUGCAAGGUCUCGUACAGCAAUUACAACGACCUGCUGGAGCACUCGCUUAUCCAUGCCACCGCCAGUCUGAAAUGUCCCAUGUGUCGAAAGCAGAUCGAGGAUGUCGAUAGUGUCGAAGGACACAUGGAGCAGCAUAAGCAAAGCGAGCGACAUGCCUGCGAGUUCUGCGACCACAUCUUCUUGACACAGAAAUGCCUGCAGCGGCACAUCGAGGACGAUCAUGUGGUGGACAUGGAGCCAUAUCAGAACGAGUUCGAAGACGACGGUGAAGGCGAUGAAAAGGAGGAACAUCUGGACGAAUUUGAAGACUUGGACAAUGAAAAGCAGGAGGAAUUCGUGACGGAAUACUUAGAAGACGAUACUCUCGAUGAUGAUCACCUGGACGAUAGCGACGAGUCCUUCACGCCGCCGCCUCCAAAGCAGCGUAAAACCAAUCCUUCCAAGGGAGGAUUGGCGCAGCAAUCCUUGCGGCAAACUCGUAGUCGGGAUGACAAAAUCUCUUCGAAGUCUGCGAAGAAGGAGGACAAGUCUCCUCCCAAACUGGAACGCUCCCUUAAGAAUCGCCGAUCCGCAAAAUAAUAAAAGUGUACUAUAAUGCAUACGGGAAGUCUACCCGUGCUUUAUGCCUUUACAUUAGAGUUUAUGUAUUCUAUUUUAUUGGUAUUUAUAAUUAUUCAAUCUGACUUGUUUUUCCUUUAACCAAAGGCCUUUUAAAUAAACUCC
Drosophila teissieri is the source of this 2294-nucleotide messenger RNA. RefSeq names its product zinc finger protein 836 (gene pita). Gene Ontology annotation, cellular component: nucleus. Gene Ontology annotation, biological process: regulation of DNA-templated transcription. NCBI's taxonomy places the organism in Eukaryota, Metazoa, Arthropoda, Insecta, Diptera, Drosophilidae. Gene Ontology annotation, molecular function: zinc ion binding; RNA polymerase II cis-regulatory region sequence-specific DNA binding; DNA-binding transcription factor activity, RNA polymerase II-specific. The record is from RefSeq and is a predicted model, not a curated record.